Torulaspora delbrueckii is the source of this 759-nucleotide messenger RNA. RefSeq names its product Nfu1p (gene NFU1). The record is from RefSeq and is a predicted model, not a curated record. Gene Ontology annotation, cellular component: mitochondrion. The coding region runs from base 1 to 759 and encodes 252 amino acids. The transcript has a single exon. Gene Ontology annotation, biological process: iron-sulfur cluster assembly. Gene Ontology annotation, molecular function: iron ion binding; iron-sulfur cluster binding. Lineage: Eukaryota; Fungi; Ascomycota; Saccharomycetes; Saccharomycetales; Saccharomycetaceae.
AUGUAUGCUCAUUUACGUUCCGUGGUUAAGCCAAGAAGUGGAUUGUCCUCUUCGCUAUGUCGUAGAUGGAUUAAUGUGAAGACACUGACUACUCCCAAUGAGAAUGCUUUGAAAUAUAUCUCAACGGAUGGGGAAAUGUUGCAAGAUCGUGGUGCAAGCAGUAUAGAGAUCAAAAAUACCGAUGAGUCUUUGAUAAACCACUCCAAGAUAGCUCAACGAAUUUUCCUACAAUGUCCCGGAGUCGAAUCGCUCAUGAUCGGUGAUAACUUUCUCACUGUGAACAAGGACAGUAUGGUUCAUUGGAACCAGAUUACUCCCAAGGUUAUCGAGUUAUUGACACAAUAUUUAGCUUCGGGAGAGACUGCAGUUUCUGAUGAGUUCCACACUGUCAGAGAGAACAGUGACGUUGGGUACGAUGUGUCGGUGCCUACGUUCGAGCUAACAGAAGAGGAUGAAGAAAUCAGUGAUAUGAUUGAUGAGUUGAUUCAAACGAGGAUCAGACCAGCUAUUCAAGAUGAUGGUGGCGAUAUACAAUAUCGAGCAUAUGAUCCAAAGACGGGAACAGUUUAUCUAAAAUUGCAGGGUGCUUGUAAAUCAUGUUCUUCGAGCGAGGAUACAUUGAAAUACGGUAUCGAAUCAAUGUUAAAACAUUACGUUGAAGAAGUGCAGAACGUCGUACAAAUGCUUGACCCAGAAGAGGAAGUGGCAUUGAAGGAAUUCGAUAAGCUUGAGCAAAAACUGCAGUCUAAGAACGUUUGA